Molecule: messenger RNA, 483 nt
Organism: Rosa chinensis
Lineage: Eukaryota; Viridiplantae; Streptophyta; Magnoliopsida; Rosales; Rosaceae
Product: putative zinc finger A20 and AN1 domain-containing stress-associated protein 8
Exons: 1
Coding region: 22-483 (153 amino acids)
Molecular function (GO): DNA binding; zinc ion binding
Source: RefSeq, a predicted model, not a curated record
ACCAAUUCAAAAGCAAAAAAGAUGGAGUUGCCAAGAAGCAUGGACUGUCCCCCUCCACUCUGUGCAAGAGGUUGCGGUUUCUUUGGGACUUUGGCAAACAAGAAUAUGUGCUCAAAGUGCUACACUGAUUAUCUGAAAGAACAGCUUCUUGCUAAGCCUACUGCAGAGCCGGCCGUGGUGGUGCCUUCAGUGGAGAAAAACCUAGACGUCGCUGUUUCUGCUAGCGAGUCGUCGUCAACCACUACAACUAGUGAUCAGCCAUGUGGUGUGACGACAAAGAAUUGGUGCCAGAGCUAUAGCUGCAAGAAGAAACUUGGUCCAGUGCAAGUGGCGUUAAAAUGCCGCUGUGGUGGAGUGUUUUGUCCAGAGCACAGGUUAGCUGAAAAGCACUCAUGUAGUGUGGAUUACAAGAGGCCUGGAGGAGAGCUCUUGGCUAAGCAAAACCCAGUUUGCAAGGGUGACAAGUUAAAGCAGAGGGUUUAG